Molecule: messenger RNA, 2562 nt
Organism: Anopheles funestus (African malaria mosquito)
Lineage: Eukaryota; Metazoa; Arthropoda; Insecta; Diptera; Culicidae
Product: SET and MYND domain-containing protein 4-like
Exons: 3
Coding region: 387-2039 (550 amino acids)
Molecular function (GO): protein binding
Source: RefSeq, a predicted model, not a curated record
GAAGCAUUGUUUUGUUUUUUUUUUCAACCGAUUAAUCGUUAAUAAUUAAUUAAUUAAUCGGUAAUUAAUCGUUAAUUAAUCGUACACUAAUGGUUGUACAUACACUUAUAAAAAUACAACCGAUAUGUUUACCAGCUAAAAGCGAGUUUUUACCAAAACGGACGUCAAACGUUUCCCACCUUUGUAGCGUGGCAUUCAAAUGUCAAAACGAUCAAACAGGCACCAGCCUGGUGCGUCUUACAUUUCUGGGAAACACGUUCAUUCUUGUUUGAAUCGUGUGGAAGUUAACAGCGUUCUUGGUUUUGGCACGUGCAUUGAGGCUCCGUUAUCGUUUUAAAGUGUUUCCUGAACGACAUUUUGCUCGAGAAUAAUUGCAUCCCUAUAAAAUGUUUCGUGCAAAUGAUAUCGGCAAACCCGAUUCCGUGGGAAAAAAAAUGUUAGAUGAACUGUGGGAGAACAGCCUCGAGCAAUUUAUAACAGCAGAAGGAAUGCACGAGCUUACUAAUGAUCAGUUUUUAACGAUUAUCACUCGCAAAAUGGAGCCUAUUAUACACGACUUGACGUUGCUUUUAAGCACUGAUGUAAAAGACAAGGCUCAAGCCAUUGCCUUUCGUACGAAGGGAAACGAAUAUUUCCAUCCAACAUCGAAAGAGGGACUCGCCAAAGCACUUACAUAUUACAACCUAAGUAUCGCGUACGCCGAGAAAGGUUCGGAGGAGAGGGCGAUAGCCUACGCUAAUCGCUCGAUGGUCUGCCUUCAGUCCGAACGAUACGAGGAAUGUCUGGUGAAUAUUCGCUUGGCACGGGAGUCAAAUUGUCCGGAGCGACUCAUGGAAAAGCUAAAUAGACGAGAAGCUGCCGCUAAAGAUGGUUUAUUGAAACCAAACUCGGAUACUGGUAUUAAGCGGGAAGAUGUAGUCGAGCUUAAAUUAAGCUACAACUCUCAUGAGAAUGUACCGCAAAUGGUCGAAUGUUUGGAGCUGCAUCGUAACGAAGAAUUCGGACGACAUGUGGUGACCACUCGGAAGCUGAAAGCCGGAGAUAUCUUGAUGAUCGAGAAACCAUUUGCGACCAUGCUGUACGAUGAUGUAGGACAUUUGCGAUGUGCUCACUGUCACGAUAUGAAGCAACUUAUUCUUAUUCCUUGUGAAGGCUGUACCGUGGCCAUGUACUGCUCCGAGGAGUGUUUAAGCAAAGCGCACGGACAAUAUCAUCGUUAUGAGUGUGCAAUGCUUAAAGAUUUGUGGCGAAUUUGUGGUGACAAGGACAUGGGAGGUAUGGCAGGAAUACGAACAGUUGCAACUGCAAUUGCUCUGUUUGAUCAUGAUUUGGAUGAAAUGAAGGAUCACCUGAACGGUCUGGACGAAUCGAAGGUGAAUGCAUUUACGAUGGAUUGGAGAACGGCUACGCCUAAGGAUAUAUACGACACGGUGCAUGUGCUGUCCACCAAUCAAGCACUCCGUAGUCGUAAAGAGCAAGCAAUGCAAAUUUUCUUUGCCACCAUCAUUCACCAGCUGAUGCUGAAGCGCACGGAACUGGGAGAAAUCUGCGCAACAAAUGCGGAAAAUCGCAAGCUGUUGUUCGAUUUAAUUCUACGUCAUUGGCAAAUUUCUCAGGUCAACAGCAUUGUAAUCGAAGAGGUGGAACUCGUGGAAGAUAAGUUGGAGGCAUAUAGGUAUAAAUAUGCUUGUCUUUCAUUGAUCAGUAUGCUAAAUCAUUCUUGCGUACCAAAUGUGAUGCAUAUCCCUCUCUAUGAUGGACGUUGUGCCGUCAUGGCUGUCAGACCGAUUGCUGCAGGAGAGCAGCUUUUCGAUUGCUACAGUUUUAUUGCAAAUGAUCGCUGUAAAUCUGACAGAUUGAUACACCUGAAGAAGCAUUAUCAAUUUACUUGUCGAUGCGGUGCAUGUGCGUUGGAAGUCGAAGAUGGCGGUUACGAACUCGAUGAAGAUAUGAAUUUUAGGCGAUAUAUUAGGAACUUCGAUUCACUAUCGGAUGCAGUAUCGUUGAUAAUAUCGCACUUGAAUGCAGCCGGGCGAUGAUUUCCUUCAUACAAAUUAAUCGGACCUCAGCUAAGGUUACCUAUUUUUGUGGGAUUCCAGCAAAGUGCUAUCGCUAUUGCUUUAACCGUAUCAAAAACAAAAUCUCAUCACCAUAAACCGUAAAGAACAAAUUUGCCAACCAUAAUGAAGGGUACAUAAUUUCCAUUACAUUUACGAAUGUUACCACUUUUUCCACUUAAUAUAAUUAACUCUUUUCAAGCUAUCAGCCCUUAUAUGAUAGGCUCCAUAUGUUCAAGGUACAUAUUUCAGUAGAAAACGCACGUUAUUUGGAAUUGAUCAUUUAUCUCAUUUGCAUAAACUUUGUCUUCAAAUAUUGUAAUAAAAUUGCUUCUCGUACUGCAUUAGACACAUGUGCAUUGGUUUGUUUUUUUCUGAAUCAGUUAUGGUUUAAUACGUUGGAAAGAAUAUUACGUGUUUCCAUGCAGCAGGCUUACUAUAGGGAUUUACUACGGACAUCAGCUUGAAUUUCGGCAAAGCAUUCAACAACUGACCUGAUUAAAGG